AUGGAAGGAGGAGGAGGAGUUAAUGGUGGUGGUGAUGGUAUUGGGUAUCAAAAUUACCAAACAAACCCUCCUAUAUGUCGACCCUCAUGCCCACCUUUCUCAGCCAUAGACAGGUUCUUGCGGGGUCAAAGCAGUCAUUUCUCAACUCAGAAGAACUACAAAGAAUCUGCUGUUUUUCUUAAUGGGUUCUCUUCUUCUUUUUCUAGUACUGGUGGUGGUGGUGGGAUUCUUUGGGAUUGUUUUCAAGAAACAAAUUUUCUUAAUGGGUUUUAUGGGGAUAGAGAGAGUCUUGACUGGCCGCAAGAGAGAAACCCUAAAGAAGAAGUGAGAGUUGGAUUGAAGAGUGGUUCAAAUAAAUGGGUAGGAAAGAGAGGUAAGAAAGGUUGUAAUGAACCUCUGAUCAAAGGACAAUGGACAGAUGAAGAAGACAGGAAACUAAUUAGGUUGGUGAAGCAAUAUGGAGUGAGAAAAUGGGCACAGAUUGCUGAAAUAUUUGUUGGUAGAGCUGGCAAACAGUGUCGAGAGAGAUGGCACAAUCAUUUGCGCCCAGAUAUCAAGAAAGAUAGCUGGAGUGAAGAGGAAGAGAGAGUACUAGUUGAAGCUCAUGCCCAAGUUGGCAACAGAUGGGCUGAGAUUGCAAAGAGAAUUCCAGGAAGAACUGAAAAUGCAAUCAAGAAUCACUGGAAUGCCACUAAGAGAAGACAGAAUUCCAGAAGAAAGAACAAGCAAUCGUCACAACCUGAUAACCAAAACAGCAACAACAAGCCUCAAUCAUCAAUUCUCCAAGACUACAUCAGAAGCAAGAACCUCAGCAAUAAUGCUUCCACCACCACCACCACCACCACCACCACUACCACCACCGCCUCCACCACUCCGGCCAGCUCUUCCGCUAUAUCCGAGGACCCGUCAAGCCAAUUCAACUACCUCCUCCCUGAACUAUCCGAACCAACCACUGAUGACUCUCCUCCACCAUUGAUUUCCCAAACAUGUGAUGAUGAACUCUACUUCAUGCAAAACUUCUUUGCUAAUAACAACCGGCUGCAGCCACCCACUCAUCAUGAUGAUCAUGAUGCUCUUGAUUUCUAUCAAAUCAACGGUGGUGAUUACAAUCUCAGCGAUACUAUACCUACUAUUCCAAACCCAAAUGUGAGUGCCAAUGUGGUUCAACAAGAAGACGAGACUCCAAGAACCCAUUUGUACUCGGACCUCUAUCUCUCUUACUUAUUGAAUGGUGAAACUUCUUCAUUGACUGCUUCACUUGAUUGUGGUGGCUACAUUAAUAAUGCUGCUGAUCAUGACAUGAACAUUGAUUUGGUGAUGGAUGAAACAGCUGCUGCUGCUUCAACUGGAACGAUAGAGAUGGACUUGAUAGAGAUGGUGUCUUAUUCUUCCCGGUUCUCUCAGGGAAGUAGUACUAACUCCAGUAUCUUCUGA
Molecule: messenger RNA, 1434 nt
Organism: Tripterygium wilfordii
Lineage: Eukaryota; Viridiplantae; Streptophyta; Magnoliopsida; Celastrales; Celastraceae
Product: transcription factor MYB119-like
Exons: 3
Coding region: 1-1434 (477 amino acids)
Biological process (GO): regulation of DNA-templated transcription
Cellular component (GO): nucleus
Molecular function (GO): RNA polymerase II cis-regulatory region sequence-specific DNA binding; DNA-binding transcription factor activity, RNA polymerase II-specific
Source: RefSeq, a predicted model, not a curated record